AAAGGAAGGAUUGCUGAAGCACAUAGGUUGUUUGAAUUGAUGCUGCAAAGAGGACAAAAUCCUGAUGUUGUCACUUUCAACUCUUUGAUUCAUGACCUAUGCAAUUCUGGCCAAUCAGAAGAAGCCACUGAAUUGCUAAAUAAAAGGUUGGAACUAGGAGUCUCUCCUGAUGUUGUCACUUUCAACUCUUUGAUUCAUGGCCUAUGCAAUUCUGGCCAAUCAGAAGAAGCCACUGAAUUGCGAAAUAAAAUGUUGGAACUAGGAGUCUCUCCUGAUGUCGUGACUUUCAACAUUUUGAUAGAUGAUCUUUGCAAAGGCAGAAGGACCGCCGAAGCACACAAGUUGCUUGAAUUGAUGCUUCAAAGAGGACAAAAGCCUAAUGUUGUCACUUUCAGCUCUUUGAUUCAUGGCCAAUGCAAUUCUAAACAAUGGAAAGAAGCCACUGGAUUGCUAAAGAAAAUGUUGGAACUAGGAGUCUCUCCUGAUGUCGUGACUUUCAACAUUUUGAUAGAUGGUGGUCUUUGCAAAGACGGAAGGACCGCCGAAGCACAUAAGUUGUUUGAAUUGAUGCUGGAAAGAGGACAGAAGCCUAAUGUUGUCACUUUCAACUCUUUGAUUCAUGGCCUAUGCAAUUCUAGCCAAUCAGAAGAAGCCAUUGGAUUGCUAAAUAAAAUGUUGGAACUAGGAGUCUCUCCUAAUAUCGUCUUAAUUUCAACAUUCUAAUAGAUGGUCUUUGCAAAGAGGGAAGGAUCGCUGAAGCACAUAAGUUGUUUGAAUUGAUGCUGCAAAGA
This is a messenger RNA of Telopea speciosissima, 791 nucleotides long. Its product is annotated as protein Rf1, mitochondrial-like. Lineage: Eukaryota; Viridiplantae; Streptophyta; Magnoliopsida; Proteales; Proteaceae. The transcript has 3 exons. Bases 40 to 723 code for a protein of 227 amino acids. Gene Ontology annotation, molecular function: protein binding. The record is from RefSeq and is a predicted model, not a curated record.